This is a messenger RNA of Closterium sp. Naga37s-1, 867 nucleotides long. The record is from the annotation of a GenBank genome assembly. Lineage: Eukaryota; Viridiplantae; Streptophyta; Zygnematophyceae; Desmidiales; Closteriaceae.
AUGCCAUCCUCAUUCUUUUCCCGUCUUCUCCCCUCCGUCGCUCCUCCAGUAGCUCUACAUCCUGAGGAGUGGCGCAAGUUCCAGAUUAUCGAUCGCACCAACAUCACCCACAACGUCGUCAAGUUCACCUUCUCGCUUCAGACGCCCGACACGGUGCUCGGCCUUCCCAUCGGACAACACGUCGUCCUGCAUUUCUUUCUUUCUGUCGUACGCGUUCCCUCCCUCAUCCGUCUCCCGGACCAGGGGGAAGGACGAGAGCGGGGAGGAGUUUACGCGGAAAUACACGCCAACAACGCUCGACACCGAUACCCCAACGGCGCCAUGCCUCAGUACCUCAACAAGCUGGAAGUCGGCCUCCUGCUCCUCACUCGACUUAAAAGCAUACGAAUCAUCUCUGCAUGCCUACUCGCCCGUUUCUUCCCUUCAUUCUGCCACAUCUACCCCAACGGCGCCAUGCCUCAGUACCUCAACAAGAUGGAAAAUUACCCCAACGGCGCCAUGUCUCAGUACCUCAACAAGAUGGAAGUCGGCAACUUCGUCGCCAUGCGAGGGCCCAAGGGUAAAUUCAAGUACCGCCCCAACAUGUGCCGUGCGAUGGGCAUGAUCGCAGGAGGCACCGGGGUGACUCCCAUGUUCCAGGUAGCACGAGCCAUUCUGGAAAACCCUGCAGACCGCACCAGCAUCUCGCUCAUUUUUGCCAACGUCACAGCCGACGAUAUCCUGCUCAAGCUCCUCACCCCCUCCGCCGUUCUGCGCCCCUCUGCCCCUCCGCCCUUCCGCUCCCCUCUGCCCCUCCGCCCCUCUGCCCCUCUGCCCCUGCGCCCUUUCUCCCUGUUACAGGACGAGCUAGAGGCGCUGCAUAAGUAA